CUGACAUUCGUUUUUUCAUUGUCGUCGGAGAAAACGUAUCAUAUAGGGAUUUUUACGGCGACCGUGGUAAACAAUAUAUAUAUUUCUUUAAUUCUAAAAUUUUAAUGUAUUUUCAUUGUGUGAGUGUUAAAAAAUCCAUACAUAGAUAGCGCUUAAGCACUAUCCCUGUCUGCUUUGCCAGGAGGGCUCAAAAAAUCACACGGAGUGGUAUAGUAACGGCAGCAAAAAUGUUUGAAAUACGUAACAAAAACACUAUGGUCUUUAGUUCCAUGGUUAAGACUAUUCGGCAUAGUGUAGUAGGUACCCAUCCAUCUUGUCAUGUACAAGCACGUCUAGAGGAGCGACGUGCCAAAGCGCGAGCCCUACGGCAAGAACGACGACGAAAACCAGAUAAACCUGACGAUUUCGUUACUUACGACGAUUCUGGCAGUGAUGAAGAAACGCCACAGCAACAAGAAGAGGUGCUGAAUACAUCAUUCAAUCUAUGCGAUUAUUUACGUAGUAGGGAGACAGGCUUAAAAGAGCAACGUAGCUUCAACUUUGAGAAUACUAGCCGAUAUGUGCUAACACACGAUAUGUUGCGAGAAACCCAGAUACAUCUAGGUUAUAUCAAUAAGGUGUUUUGCUCCAAAUGGUUAAGCAAUCGUCAAGUGGUCUUUGGCACCAAAUGCAAUAAGUUACUGGUUUAUGAUGUAAAUAUGCGACGCGUGGAUGCGAUUCCAACACUUUCAAAUAAUCGUGCUAAUCACCCAGAAGUGCAAGGUGGUUUACAUGCUAUCGAAAUCAAUCCAAGCCGUUCAUUCCUUGCCACAGGUGCACGCAACUCCGCAGACAUCGCAGUUUAUCGCUUGCCAACACUAGACCCGGUUUGUGUGGGAGAAAAUGGACAUCGGGAUUUAAUUAUGGGCAUGUGUUGGUUAGAUGAUCAAUUCUUGGUGUCUGGCUCCAAAGACUCGCGUCUGUCGUUAUGGCGUAUAAACGAAGAUCUCAUGGAUUUUCCGGAUGGCGGUAAGGAAGCAUGUCCCACCUUCGCCACCAUUAAUCCAUUAUGUGUAAAAGAUGUACGCACAGCACAACGGAUUCGUUCGCUGUGUUUCAACAAAGAAUUCAAAGAAAUUGCAGCGCUUUCCCUCAACGGUUACAUACACAUUUUCAAUGCGGAAACAUUCAAACAAAAGUUAUCACGUAAACUGCCUAAUUGUCAGGAUAAUGUGAGCAUAGCUUAUCACAGUGAUGGACUCUAUGCUGUCGGCUGCCGCUCAUACACAAUACUGCUGGACGCACGUACACUGCAGACAAUCAAGAAGAUCACUUCACGUUACAAUGGUUGCGGCAUACGCGCCACCACAUUCGAAGGCAAUCUCCUCACAGUUGGUACAGGUUUGGGUAUGCUGUUGUUUUAUGAUCUACGUGCUGGUAAAUAUUUGGAAAGUAGCGUGAAUGCUUCGCGAACAGUGGCGCUCAAAUGUAGUAAAGGUAUUGUGUAUCCUGAAGAUGAAAUGGAUGGCUUCCAACAGGUGAAAUAUGUGCCAGCCAUUUACACGCAUUGCUACGAUAGUACAGGUAUGCGACUAUUUGCUGCUGGUGGUCCCCUACCUGCUACAUUAGUCGGCAAUUAUGCAGGGGUUUGGCAGUAAUUCCGUAAAACAAAUAUAAUAGUUAACUGUAACUUAGCUAAAAUAUUCAGAUACUCUAACUGUAUCUGUGUGUGAUUUUUGGAAGUAUUUCCAUAUUUAUUUUAUAAAUUAUUUUUAAAAUGCGUUUUGCAAGUGUAGUAGGCAAAUAUUUUCUUAUUGCAAUUGAAUAUUUUACUUACAGUCAUCAAUAAACCGGCAUCCUUUAGCAUUAAUUUUUUUAAAAAUAGAAACGGUUUAAUAAUAACUUUUGCUUGUGGAAGAUAUUAAAUAAAAAACAUAUAUUAAUUAUUUUAACAUUUUUUUAUUUAUUUUCUUCAUAUUAUUAUGAUUCAUUUCUCAAUUUAUAUGCGCUGUAUUCAUUUCAUAUAAAACUGAAAUACGCAAAUAAAUUGAUCCCAUCCACAAUAUAAAUUUUAGUCUUAUUUUAUCGAUGCUUUAUGAAUGAAUAUAUUGUGUUCAUUACUAUAUACACAUAUUGGCCACCUUCUACAAACUUUCAAGAAUUUAACAAAUAUUUAUUUACAUUUGGUACAUUUAUUAAAUUUUCAAUCAAUCUAUUGGAAUAAUGUUUGUUAGUUUUGUCGUCUUUCGAUUUUUUUAGUGGCAAUAUUUUUGAAAAAAAUAAUACUUUACACAAUUUGUAAUGCUGUUCGCUUUUAUACAUGUAUGUAUGUAAAUUAUAAGAUUAUUGUUGCCUAAAAUAUUUACAUUUACAAUAAUUACCUAGGAUAAAUAAAUUUCUUGCAAUAGCAAUGCGUAAUAAUUUUGCAAUAUAAAUUCUUAAAAUAUAAAACAAUUACAUUUAAUGACAAACAUAGUAAAAUACACAUUGACACAGAGUAAAGGAAGAAUAAAGAAUACUUUGAAAGCAAAUAAAAUGGACUGGAAUAUGAAAACAACAAAUAAAUGCUCUACUCAUUAUGAACUGUGUGUCUGGGUCGUUAAUUUUGUAUGUGGAUAUUUGCUAUUAACCGACUAAAUUUAUAUUUUAACACAAAUUAUAUGUUGUUGUUGUUAUUUUAACGCGUUAAUCAA
Messenger RNA from Zeugodacus cucurbitae (melon fly), 2672 nucleotides. It is a transcript of the gene DCAF12, whose product is annotated as DDB1- and CUL4-associated factor 12 homolog. The record is from RefSeq and is a predicted model, not a curated record. Bases 228 to 1637 code for a protein of 469 amino acids. NCBI's taxonomy places the organism in Eukaryota, Metazoa, Arthropoda, Insecta, Diptera, Tephritidae. Gene Ontology annotation, cellular component: Cul4-RING E3 ubiquitin ligase complex. Gene Ontology annotation, molecular function: protein binding. The transcript has 6 exons.